AUGAUCUCGGAGUGGUGGGCUGCUGAGAUCAUCGUGCUGCUGGCGGGGACCCUUCCAGGAGCUGAGGUCAGCCUGACGGCCAUGGCCAUCUUUUCCAACACCUGCUCCAUAUGUUUCUACUUCCCUUGUGGCCUGGCAGUCGCCACCAACACGCGCGUCAGUAACGAAUUGGGCGCUGGGCGAUGGGCCUCCGCCCGUUUCGCCUCCAACGUGAGUCUGCUGUUAGGCCUGGGCUUGGUCUGUUGCACGUCCCUGGCCGUGCUCUUGGGUCGCGGCCUUUUCCUGCGGCUCUUCACCUCGGACCGGACGGUGGACUCCGUGGCAGAGCCGGUGCUGUUGAUCUGCGCGGCCUACGUGGUCCUGGACGGCCUCACCAUCGUGCUGUGCGGGGCGCUGAAGGGCUGCGGCCGACAGAUGUUGCAGGCUCCCAUAGUAGUGGCUUCCUACUACCUGCUGGGCAUCCCUUUCGCGUACCUCAUGGCGUGGCCUUGCCAUCUGAAGACCUUCGGCCUGUCGCUGGGUGCCCUGCUAGGUACCUUCAGCAACUUCCUGGGCUUUGCGUUGCUGGUGCUAUGCACCGAUUGGCGCCGCAUGGCGGAGGUGGUGGCGCAAGGCGUGACGCAAGGUGUGGCCACUGGGGCCAGGGGCAGUGCCAAGAGAGGCUUGGUCCGUUGCACGGCAGCGGGAUCUUCCAGUGAUGCGGUCACGCCUCAACGCCCUGAGAGUUGGCAGUUGAGGGCACACCUCAUCAACUCGGCAGUCCCCAUGGUGGCCUUUGGAUUCAUGGACAACUCAGUCAUGCUGCACGCGGGCAACGCCAUCGAUGCCACCCUGGGGGUCACCUUCGGCUUGAGCACAUUGGCGGCCGCGGCCUGCGGGCAGGUUUGUUCCGAUGUGGCUGGAGUCACCUUUGGCGGGGUCAUCGAAGCCUUGGCCUCCAAACUGGGGCUGCCCUCCGCGCACCUCUCCGAGGAGCAGGUCGGCAUGGGGGUCGUGAAGCGUGUGGGUCUCAUUGGAAGUGUCCUGGGUGUGAUGACAGGAUGCUCCUUGGGGCUGCUGAACUUGUUCAUCAUUGAUACGGACCGCACCAGGGAGUUGAAGCUCGCAGCGGAGACGGAAGCCAGCGGGUUUAGCAUCACUAUGAGCAAUAACACUCGUCCGGACUUCACUGCGAUCACGGUGGAAGGCCCCACCGAUGUGCCAGGAGUAGUGGCCUCGGUCACGAAUGCCAUGGCAUCUGCUGGAGUGCUCAUCAGGGAUAUGUCUGGACAUCGCGAUGAUGACACCACAGGUACGCUACGUUUGACCUUCUACGUUACCAAGGGAGGGGAGCAGGUGGAAGACGACGAACUGAAGGACUUCGGGCGGAGCAUCAUGGCGGCCUGCAACGAUCCGCAGUUCCACCAGAAGAAGGAAAAGAGAAUCGUGGCAGAAAUGGAGGAGCUCAAGGCUCAGUUGGUGAAGACUCAGGAGCUGCUCCAGCUGGCGGUGAAGGAGAAGGAAAACACCCAGAAGAUUAUCGAGAAACACUUCCUGCGGAUCGCGAAGAAAGAUGAUCCUCAGGAUGACGAUUCCACCGCCGAAAAGUCCACAGCUAUGACCGCCAGCUAG
Molecule: messenger RNA, 1611 nt
Organism: Cladocopium goreaui
Lineage: Eukaryota; Dinophyceae; Suessiales; Symbiodiniaceae
Source: the annotation of a GenBank genome assembly